Messenger RNA from Orussus abietinus, 3608 nucleotides. RefSeq names its product ubiquitin carboxyl-terminal hydrolase 35 (gene DUBAI). Gene Ontology annotation, molecular function: cysteine-type deubiquitinase activity; cysteine-type endopeptidase activity. The transcript is spliced from 3 exons. The coding region runs from base 216 to 2837 and encodes 873 amino acids. Gene Ontology annotation, biological process: protein deubiquitination. Gene Ontology annotation, cellular component: nucleus; cytosol. The record is from RefSeq and is a predicted model, not a curated record. NCBI's taxonomy places the organism in Eukaryota, Metazoa, Arthropoda, Insecta, Hymenoptera, Orussidae.
GAGAGAUCUGUAUUCUUUGUCUCUGAUUCAAAGCGCAGCAUUGCCAUAACCGCGCGUGUAUUUGUGCGUGCGUAGGAUGUGUAGCUGUGCGCAAGCAUAAAAAUCAGCGUUGAUUUUUCUCGGAGUCAUCGGGGUUUGAGGUUAAACCUGGGACUGAUAGUGCCCUUAGGAUAAUUAGGAGGAUAAACGGGCAACGCUUCGUUGCACCGCUCGCGAUGGAGGCCGAGAGUAUCGUGCGGAGGCUCACCAAGGCUUUGAGCACAAUCCUGUCAGGGAAGGCCGAAGAGGUGUCAGAGGGAUGGGACGAGCUCAAUGAGAUCGACCAGGUCCUUCGGGAGACCAUAGUCUCGACGAACCUGGAGGACAUCUUCUGGGACACUUUGAAUUUCGGGGUCCAGAAUGUGCAGGAGGCCCCUCGACUGUUGACCUGGUUCGCAAAAUACCUGACGGAGAGGAGUGAACCGUGCAGCAGUUUCCUCACUUUUCUGGAAAGCGUCUACAUUAAUGACAUCGCUAUCCUGGCAGACGUCCUGCAGAUGAUACAGGAACAUCCAAUCUACUUAAAGCCCAACGCGAACUACAUCAACCUAGGUAAACUAAUCAUCCUUCGAUUGGCGGACUUUCCGAUGCCCUGCGAGCACACAAAGAUAUCUCAAUUCAUGGGGCACACCAGGAAGAUACAGUCGUUCCUCGAGAUGAUCUGCAAACAGACAAGGAACGUGGACGCCGCUAUAUUUUCGUUUCUGGAUACAUUGUAUGAUAUCAUAUCGGACACUAACAAGAAGCGAGAACCAGGGCCAGGAUUGGCUGUAGUCCUGGAACUGGUUCACGUCUCGGUGAUCCAGCACGCGGUCGAUUGGAUCCUUUCGGAGCUCCACAACGAGGAGCAACUGGUAGAGUCUCUAAAGGUACUUUGUUCCUGGGUGCCAAAAUGGCCCCAAGGAAAUUAUCUUCGGGUCUGGAUAAUGGCUCUGAUUAGGGGUUUGGAAGCAGAGCACAAGUAUUCCGUAUUAGCGGAAGCUACCGAUGCCACCGCGGUGACUAUGUUCAGCUCUCUAAUGCUUCCCUGUGUACGUAAGAACGUAUCGAUAGUGUUUCACAUCCUGAGCAGGCAAAGUACUCCUACUCUCUUCCAUAAGAUCAUUAAGAAAGUUCCAAAGGUUCUCCCACACUUGAUGAAAGAUAACUCGGAGCAGAGUAAACAAUGCGUUCAAGAUAUAGUUGACGUCACCAAGGCGCUCACUCUGCGAUUUCCUGGAUAUCCCAUUUACGAGGGUCUACUGAACAGCUUCCCCGUGGUACCGAACAUGCACGUGGUCCAUGACAUAUUCCAUGGGCCCAUAUGGGCAGAAGAGACGGAAGAGCUGGAAUCGCAAAUCAAUCGCAGAGACAACUCUGGAAAGGUUGGCCUGGUCAACUUGGGAAACACUUGUUACAUGAAUAGCAUUCUUCAAGCAUUAGUGAUGACCAAGCAGUUUUGCCACGAGGUCUUGACUUACAAGUACUCCCACAAGUUUAACGACCAAUCACUGUUUCGGAAACUGCAAGAUCUGUUCGCUCUGCUGCAAUACUCGAAGCGCGUCUCCCUGUCUCCGAACGACAUCUUGCUGGCUUCUCGCCCUGUCUACUUCAUGCCCGGUGAACAACAGGACAGCUCCGAGUUCCUCUGCCAUCUUCUGGACGUGCUGUACGAGCAAGAGAAAUCGAUUACUGCCCAAUGCGGUAACGGGAACGCCGCGACCAGUACCAAGACAAAAGAGGAAGAACAAGCAAUGGACGCGAACGAGUCGAUGGGCGAGUCCGGAGGCAUGAUCAAGAGAUGGACAACGGAAGAGGACCUCACCGGCGACACGAUCCUGCAAAGGAAGACGCAGUCCCUGGCGGACUUCACGCAAGGUGAAGACUUGGGUCAAACUCAGCAACUCAGCGACUCCCACUCGGACUCAACGGACAGUGGAAUACAGUCGGUAGGAGGUGAAGAGGUCAGCACGCAAACCUUCCUGGUGCACCGAGUAUUCGGGGGAGAGUCGAAAAUCACCUACCAGUGCGCCCAAUGCGACAACAGUUCCCACAACACGGACAGGUUUCGGGACCUGCAACUCUGCUUCCCGGAGGAGAUCCCGGAGACGCAAGAGGUCUCGGUGCAGGACCUGAUAAAUUAUUACCUGACGCCUGAAAAAUUAACCGGCGAGAAUCAAUACCACUGCGACAAGUGCAUGAAGCUCUGCGACGCGCAGAGGAUCAUCAAAGUAUUACGAGCGCCCUCCCACCUGAUUCUAACACUGAAGCACUUCCAUUACGACUCGGAGAGCAGGCUGCGGGCGAAGCUGCGUCACAAGAUCAUGUACAACGAGACCAUACAACUGCCGGUCUCCACGUUGUCGAAUAGCGUGACCGAGACCUACCAACUGUACGCGGCGGUGGUGCACGCCGGCUACAGCAUGGACUACGGCCACUACUUCACCUAUUCCCGGGAUUCCAAGCAGAAUUGGUACAAGUUCAGCGACAGCUACGUCACCCAGACAACGUUGGAGGACCUGAAGCGCCUGGAGCCCCCGGACACGCCCUACGUCCUCUUCUACGAGAGGACCACCAACUCCGAGGUGGUAUACGAAGACGACAGGCCGGAGCUGACCUCGCUCAGCAAACACCUCCAGGAGCUGAUAGCGAUAGACACGACGGCGUACACCGAGGAGUUGAGGCACCAGGCCGAGAAGAAACGCCGGAAGAUCUCGAAGAUAAUCAGGAAACGGCGCGACAAUUCGGACGACGACAACCCACCUCCGAGUAGUUGUCGAGGGCCCGUCGACAUCUUGACGAACCACAUUCUCUUCUAAGGACACGCUUCAUGCCUGCAGAGCGCACCUAUCGACUCCUCGACCCGAACCUUUGGUCGAGAACGAUGUACCGUAUUAUAAUUUCAAGGUCGUGACGCUUUGUCGAGUCCGGCCGCUGCUCUGCAUCGCAUGAAUCGCGUCCAGUGCCGGAAGCGACUCGCGGUUAAGCGUGCAAAAAGACAAGUUAUUCGUACACAUGUUACGAACUGUACGCAGGAGUGGUUCCCCUGUCGUCCUGUACGAACCUCUUCUGGAAUCGUCCCCUGCGCGUUUCCAAAACGCCGACCGGGUUAUCGCGAUGUUUCGGACGUAUCUCGUGUGUUCAAUUCCUUCCUCGGUCCGGGUGAACUUUUAAUUUAUUUCGGCCAAUCGCGGCAGCGUAGCGUAAUUUCGUUAAGUUUAGUCUCGGUGCAGGAGAAAGCGCGCUCUUCGUAGGCCAUUUAUAAAAAUGCGUUCUAGGGAAGGUAAACGGCGAAACUCUCACCGAUUUCCUCAACCCUUCACGCAGGACCUUCGACGACGACGAUCGCGUUAUACGUAAACACGUACCGACCGACGCUUUCGUAACGUGUACUCGUGUACUUGCAACAAGUAAUCCAACGUCAGUCGCGGUUGACGCGCAAAACUAUACACACGUGGACUGUGUCAAACGGUCGGAAUUUCUAACGCUUGUAUACCGAUUUAAAAAAAAAAGAGAGAAAUUCACGUCCCAGAUAUUAGAAUCGUUUAAUGCCUGGCACGAUGAAAAAUACAGGGAAAAAAAAAAACGAG